AGAAAGGGAGAGAGGAAGAGAGAAAGCGAGGAUAGGCGGCGUGGAGCCAGCCAGCCUCUGCCUGGGCUCUCCUGAGCCACCAGAUCCCCCAGGCAGCCUGGACCCCUGGGGCCCCGAGAGCUGCCCUGCGGAUGGGCACCAGGGCAGUGGUCAUGCCCCACCCUGUGUGGGGGCUGCUGGGCUGCUGUUUCCUCUGCAGCUGGGCUCUGGCGGGUCCGCGGCCCCUCCGCUCUCUGCCACCUCUGUCCCCCCAAGUCGAACUGGGGUCUGUGCCCAUGGGGGUGCCCCCAGAGGGGGCUGAGGCAGCCCUGGCUUUUCUCUACUCUGGAGAUGCCCAACAGCUGUCGGGGGCUAAUUGCAGUGAGCGCUACGAAGCCCACGGCGCAGGAGCCAGACCAGGGCUCCCCCCAGUGCUAUGGAGGGCAGCAGGCAUCCUUGCCCAGGCCGCUAAUUUCCUCAACAUGCUGCUCCAGGCCAAUGACAUCCGCGAGUCCAGUGUGGAGGAAGAUGUGGAAUGGUACCAGGCACUGGUCCGCAGCGUGGCCGAGGGGGACCCAAAGGCAUACCGGGCUUUUCUGACCUUUGACCCUCCACCAGGGGCCAGCCACCUGCCCCUGGCCCUGCAGGCCACCCGGAAGGGGGAGGAGACUAUCCUUCAGGACUUGUCUAGGAGCAGAGCACAGGUGGAGAGCCCAACCGGGACCCCGGACACCUCUGCCCUACAGAAGCGCGUGCUGACCAAUGACCUAGGGAGCCUCGGCAGCCCCAAGUGGCCGCAGGGGGAUGGCUACGUGGGGGACAUGCAGCACGUGAAGCUGUCUCCUCCCUUCCUGGAAUGCCAGGAGGGUCAACUCCGUCCUGGCUGGCUUAUCACACUUUCUGCCACCUUCUAUGGACUCAAGCCAGACCUCAGCCCAGAGGUCAGGGGGCAGGUGCAGAUGGACGUAGAUCUUCAGAGCGUGGACAUCAAUCAGUGUGCCAGUGGGCCAGGCUGGUACUCUAACACACACCUGUGUGACCUCAACAGCACCCAGUGUGUCCCCCUGGAGAGUCAGGGCUUUGUCCUUGGCCACUACGUCUGCCGCUGCCGACCUGGCUUCUACGGGGCAGCCCGCUCUGGGGGAUCAGAAGACGGUGCUGCCCAGCCUCCUGGGCAAUUUGGCUCCCCUCGCGGCAGCUCGGGGAGGCUGCUGCGGUGCGAGCCGUGUGCUGAGGGCUGCCCCAGCUGCAUGGACGCCACGCCGUGCCUGGUGGAGGAAGCCUCAGCCCUGCGGGCGGCGGUGCUGGCCUGCCAGGCCUGCUGCAUGCUGGCUGUCUUCCUGAGCAUGCUAGUGUCCUACCGCUGCCGCCGGAGCAAGAGGAUCCGGACCUCUGGAGUUGUCCUGCUGGAAGCCAUCCUUUUUGGAUCCCUGCUGCUCUACUUCCCUGUCUUCAUCCUGUACUUCAAGCCCAGUGUAUUCCGCUGCAUCGCUCUCCGCUGGGUCCGGUUGCUGGGUUUUGCCACUGUCUACGGCACCAUUAUACUCAAGCUUUACAGGGUGCUCCAGCUGUUUCUGUCUCGCUCGGCCCAGCGGGGCCCCCACCUGAGCAAUGGGCGGCUGCUGCAGCGGCUGGGACUGCUCCUGCUGCCCGUGCUGGGCUUCCUGGUGGUGUGGACAGUGGGGGCCCUGGAACGAGGCAUCCACACCCCCCUGGUGACCCGAGGCCACACUCCCACGGGCCGUCACUUCUACCUCUGCCAUCACGACCACUGGGACUACAUCAUGGUUGUGGCCGAGAUGCUGCUCCUGUGCUGGGGCGGCUUCCUCUGCUACGCCACGCGGGCCGUACCCUCCGCCUUCCACGAGCCGCGCUACCUGGGCAUCGCCCUGCACAAUGAGCUGCUGCUCUCUGCCGCCUUCCACGUGGCCAGGUUUGCGCUGGCUCCCUCCAUGCACCCAGACUGGACCCUGCUCUUCUUCUUCUUCCACACCCACGGCACCGUCACCACCACACUGGCUCUGAUCUUCAUUCCUAAGCUCCAGAAGCCGGGCACUCCUCCCCGAGAGGAGAUGGUGGGUGAGGUGUAUGAGGACGAGCUGGACCUGCAGCGCUCGGGCUCCUACCUGGACAGCAGCAUCGCCUCAGCCUGGAGCGAGCGCAGCCUGGACCCCGGAGACAUUCGGGAUGAGCUGAGGAAGCUCUACGCUCAGCUGGAGGUCCACAAGACCAAGGAAAUGGCUGCAAACAACCCGCACCUGCCUAAGAAGCGGGGCGGCUCGCGCCAGGGCCUGGGCCGCUCCUUCAUCAGGUACCUGGCCGAGUUCCCCGAGGCCCUGGUCCGGCAGCACUCCCGGGACUCGGGCUCCCCCAGCCGCAGCAGCCUGCCCGGCUCCUCGCGCCGCCGGCUGCUCAGCUCCAGCCUCCAGGACUCCAAGGGGCCCCCCGCCCUGCGCAAGUCCCGCAGCACCUAUGACCACGACCGCCAGGACCACCGCCAGGAGCAGGACCCGCCGCUCCUUGACUCGCUGCUGCGCAGGAAGCUGGCCAAGAAGGCCUCGAGGGAAAGCAGGGAGAGCCAGGAGUCGGUGGAGGGGCCCCCUGCGCUGGGUUUCAGGUCAGCCAGCGCCCACAACCUGACGGUGUGCGAGAGGCUCCCCAAGGCCCGGCCCGCAUCCCUGCAGAAGUCGCUCAGUGUGGUGGCGGGCUCCAGGGAAAAGGCCCUGCUCGUGGCCAGCCAGGCCUACCUGGAGGAGACCUACCGGCAGGCCAAGGAGCGAGAGGAGAGAAAGAAGGCCGAGGCAGCCUUGGCGAGCCCAGUGAGGAGGCCGUCGGCCAGGAGGCUGGAGCGAGCUCAAGGGGCCCCCCUGUCAGCCCCACCCUCCCCGGCCAAGAGCUGCAGUGUGGACGGCUCCCACACGGCCGCUGGGAGGCUUCAGGAGGAGGCUGCGAGAAGGCUGCCUCACCCACCGGUCCGGCACCAGGUCUCCACACCCAUCAUGGCCCUGUCUGGAGCCUGGCCCGGAGAGCCAAGGAUGCUAUCCCCCACCUCCACCUUGGCUCCAGCUCUGAUGCCAGCUCCAGCUCCAGCCCCAGCCCCAAUCCCAACCCCGGUCCCUGCCCUGGCACCAGUCCCCAUACCCCCGCAAAGCCCCAGCUUACUCACCUUCAUCUGCCCCUGGGAGAAUGCAGAACUGCCAGUCAAGAAAGGAAGCGUGGCUCAAGAAGGCCCCUCAGGGCCAGAGCGAAGCACCCUCUCCCCUGCCCCAGCUCGGGCCAAGCUCUGGAGAGCCCUCUCUGUUGCAGUCGAGAAAAGGGGCACUGGGGAGAGUGCAGUGGACACAGAGGAUGGGCGUCUCCAAGGGGGAGCUGAUGAGGGGGACGAGGACAAGCCCAAGGUCUUCUCGAAAUCCCACAGCCUCAAGACCCCUGCUCAGCAGGGUUCCAUGCACAGUCUAGGCCUGGCUAUCAAAGCUCUGACCCGUUCUCGGAGCGCUCACAAAGAGAAGGAGAGCGGAGAAGGGAGUCCUGAGACAGAGGAGAAGGGCAGAGCUGCAGGAGAGGGUGUGGGGGCAUGCCCCAGAUCCCCCAGGCUAGGCCGGCCCAAGGCGGUGAGUAAGCAGGCCGCCCUUGCACCCUGUGACGAUGAGGAGUCCCUCCAGAACCAACAGAAUGCUCACACUAGCAGAAUGCUUCAAGUCUGCCACAGGGAGGGUGCCAGGGAACAAGAAGACAGGGGCAGGAGGACAUCCCACAGUCUAGGGGAGGGGAAAGUAGACAGAGCAGGUAAAGCGGGGUCUCCUACACUGAGACAAGCCCGGCAGGGCACAGAUGGCGACAAAAGUGCUGAGAGAGCAAAAGAAGCCCCUGUUGGGUGGCAGGAACUGCCCAAAACUGGCCUCCAGCCCCUGGGUGGUGCUGACCGCGGGAUGGCAGAGAUAUGCCCCAGGGAAGUCCCUGAGUCAGAAGCGGGACAGCCUUACCAUGGCUACAAGGCCCAGAUCUGCCCCUGGGAGGUGAGCGGAGGGGCCCCUGAGAAAGGGGCUUUACGACAAGAACUAGAUGACUCCCAAGACAGAGGGAAAGCCUCGGAAAAGUCAGAGCCCCAAAAUGUGGCUGUUGUUGCUCGGAAAAGGCCAGAGAGGCUGGUCAGGGGGCAGGAGGCCGUGUGUCCCUGGGAGGGUGCCGAUCCCGGGAGUCCGUCCCCUCAGUCAGCCUCUCAGGACUCUGACAGAACCAGGGGCAGGUCUGAGGCAGUGGGCACGAGAGAAGCUAGAGAGGUGGAGAAGCAUCAGCGGGAAGCCACAGGCCCUGACAUUGCCAAGGCAGAACUCUGUCCCUGGGAGGCAUGUGAGGGACAGAAUGGGAAACCAUACCAGGAGGGAGGGAAGAAGCUUCCCCAGGAAAAGUGGGAAACCUCCAAGAAAGCAACCUUCUGGAAAGAACAGAAACUGAGUGGAAACUUGGAGUCUUUCUGUCCAUGGGAGAGGACAGACUUCCGGGGCCCCUCAGCAGUCUCUACUCCGGCCCCGGGAACCCCUGGGUGCUCCGGGAGUUUGGGUAGUAGCAUUUCGGAGGUGUGUCCGUGGGAGGCAGGAGAUGCUCCUAUCAGGAAAGCAGAGAUCUGUCCCUGGGAGCUGGGUCAUGAGGUAGUAGGGAAGGAAAUGCUGAGUCAGGGGACAGGGGGAGAAUUUCUCCAGGAAAAGGGGAAAGCCUCCAGAAAAGGGCUCUUUGGAGAGAUGGCAGAACAAACUGGGAAAGCGGUGCAGAAAAGUGGUCAAGAGCAGGAGUCAGUGUGUCCCCAGCACAGCUCAGCCCCUGGGCCCUCCAGCCCAUGUCUAGAUAAUUCCUCAGCCAAAGCUGGUGGCCAGCUCCUUAGCAACAAAGGAAGCAGAGCAAUGCAGGUAGGUCCCCGGGAAGAUCCCGGGCCACAGCUGAAGGAAGUAACACCUGCCAGGGCAGAACUCUGUGCUUGGGAGGUAAAUGAAAGAAUAAGAGAGGACUGGACAUCGGGCCAGACAGCCAAAGCAGGAAAAUCUCAAAAGGACAAGGAGAAAGCGCCUGGAAUGUCAGGGAUCAAAGAUGGCACAGCUGGGGAAAAGCCCGAGGGACAGAUCCAAAAGCGGGAAGCAGUCUGUCCUUGGGAGAAUGUGGACCCUGGCAGCUUCUCCCCCCAACCAGGUCCUCAAGACACAGACGGACCCAGAGCCAGUUUCCACAUGUCGGGCAGCGUGGGAAGCAAACCCGCCGAGAUCUGUCCAUGGGACACGGAGGACACUUUGCCUGCUGAGAAGGCUGAGGUCUGUCCCUGGGAGGUGAGUGCUGGAGCAGGGCAGGAAAGGGCUUUGGGAGUUGAGGCCAUUAGGAAAUUUCCAAACGACACAGGAAAGGCUUCUGCACAUCCUGGACCCAGUGAGACAGCUGUUACGGCUCCAAAGAAGCCAGAGAGGCCAGCCUGGGAGCGAGAGAUGGCCUGUCCCUGGGAAAACUUGGAUCCAGGCGGCCCCUCUUGGCAUUCAGACACGCUGGGCACAGACAGACCAAAAGCUGGAUUCCAGGAACUGGACCACGUGGACUGCAGGGCAGCUGAGGUGUGCCCCUGGGAAGUGGAGAAAGCGCCGACCAGUGAGAAAGCCAAUAUCUGUCCCUGGGAGGUGAAGGAAGGAGCCGCUGGGAUGGGAUUGGAACAAGUGAGGGGCAGUGACUCAGCACGGCAGGGGGAGAAAACUCUAGAAAAGGACAGACUCACCUCCCUGGGAGAAGACACAUCAAAAUGGGAGACAAAACUGAGUCAAGGGCAGGAAGCUAUUUGUCCUCGGGAGAAGGACUUGAGGGAACCUUCUGCACCGGGCCCUGAGGUCUCAGACUCGUCCCUCAGCAUGAGUAGCAAAGCGGCAGAGGGACAUUCCUUGGAAGUGAGGGAUGAGGCAGCAGAGAAAGGGGGCCUGACACAAGACCCAAAGACAGGCUCCCUCCCAGAAAAAAACCCAUCUUCAAAAGCAGGAGAAUUCACUGCUGAAGACGGGGGGAAAGCAAGCAAUGAGCUACAAUCUAUCUGUCCAUGGGAAGGCAUGGCCCUGGCAGAUGCUCUCUCUGACCUGGACCGUCAGGGCUGUGACCACCCUAAAGCUGGCUCUCAGGCACCAGCCGGCGUCAGGGGCGGGCUCGCCGAGGUGUGCCCGUGGGAUGCUCCUGCCUUGGAUGCGCCGAAACGUGACGCCGGCGCCAAAGCUGAGAUCUGCCCCUGGGAGGUGACCGAAAGAGUCCGUGAUGAAGGGACGGCAAGCCAGGAUGGAAAAGGGCAACCUCAAGAGAAGGGGAGAGCCCCCGGAAGACCAGAGCCCAAAGCUGUGGCGGUUCAGAAGCCAGAGAGGGCAGAUGGGAAACGGGAGGCGGUGUGUCCCCGGGAGAGUCAGGAUUGCAGGGAGCUGUCUCCACAACCAGCCCCGCGAGCUCCUGACAGAGGCCGUUCUGAGGCAGCAGGCAGUGUGGGGGCCAAGGUGGCAGAAGUGUGUCCGUGGGAAGCAGAAGAGGCUCCAUCUGCUAAGGAAGCGGAAAUCUGCCCUUGGGAGGUGACUAAAGAGGCUGCAGAGAAAGGGGGACUGGGACAAGAGGCGGACAGAAAGUCCCAAGGGCAGAGAGAAAUGAUCCUUCAAAAGGCAGCAUCUGGAGGGACUGAAGAACACUUUUGCAAAGAAGCAGCAAAAGCCAGCGGUGAGCAGGAGACAGUCCGCCCCCGGGAAGGCACAGGUUCGGGGGCACCCUUCCCCCAGCCAGACGCUCCCAACACUGGCCAACCCACAGGCAGUCCCCAGGGAGCAAGCGGGGUGGGGAGCAGGAUGGCAGAGCUGUGUCAGUGGAAAGUCACAGACCCAGAAGGGAAUAAGAUAAAGGGCACCAUGGCAGACAUCUGUGAUUGGGAGGCAACUGGAGCCCCAUCGGAAUCUGGCCUUCUGGCUUUAACAGCAACUCAGAUAUUUUUCCCCACAGUCCCUGAGAACCCAUCAUGCCUUUUAGUCCACAGACCUCCAGGUAGCUUCCUUCCAGAAAGCAAAAGCCCCCGCCCUCAGGUGAGCAAGGCAGCCAGUACUUUCACUCUGGAAGGUGUCAGAGAGCUCCAAGGAGCCUCAGGACAUGGGCCGAGGACCAGCUCAGCCCCAGAGCCACGUCUCCAAGAAGGUGAGGCGCAGGAGUCCUCCUCCUUAACUGAAAACCAAGGAGAAGGGGCUCCUACAGCUCCAUGAGAACUCUCCUCCCCAACUGUCUAUCCUUGGGACUGCGAGUAA
Molecule: messenger RNA, 7265 nt
Organism: Ailuropoda melanoleuca (giant panda)
Lineage: Eukaryota; Metazoa; Chordata; Mammalia; Carnivora; Ursidae
Gene: GPR179
Product: G protein-coupled receptor 179
Biological process (GO): G protein-coupled receptor signaling pathway
Cellular component (GO): membrane
Molecular function (GO): G protein-coupled receptor activity
Source: RefSeq, a predicted model, not a curated record